Messenger RNA from Vollenhovia emeryi, 1964 nucleotides. RefSeq names its product leucine-rich repeat neuronal protein 2-like. Gene Ontology annotation, cellular component: extracellular matrix. Gene Ontology annotation, molecular function: protein binding. NCBI's taxonomy places the organism in Eukaryota, Metazoa, Arthropoda, Insecta, Hymenoptera, Formicidae. The record is from RefSeq and is a predicted model, not a curated record. The coding region runs from base 21 to 1601 and encodes 526 amino acids. The transcript is spliced from 6 exons.
AAGCGAUGAGUAAUUAAGCGAUGUUAUCUUAUCGCGCGCUACACCUCGUUAUCGCGUACGCGGGGCGUCAGAUACGGCGCGGGGUACCGAUUUCAGUCGAAGCCGCCGGAAGGCUCAGUGAGUCGCUUCUACGCGCCAGGAUGGAUCUCCGGCUAUUAUCGGUGCCUCUGCUCGCGAUAAUCGUCCUCGCGAGGUGCGGGAGCCCCGCGGGAAACGCGACCAAGCCGAGCGCGAUUAAAGCGGACAACGCGACGUCGGGGUCCGCGAGUAUAUGUGACGUGUGCUCCUGUACAGAUAGCUACGUGGACUGCAGUAAUCGGAACUUGGAGACGCACUUCGAGAAGGCGCAAUGGCUGAACGUAACGGCGAGGGUGGUCUCGUUCGAGCACAAUUGCCUGGUGCACGUCACGCCCUUCCCGCGGAUAGUCGUGGAGAAACUGAUUCUGCGAAACAACCGCAUCGCCAGGAUCGACUAUCACGCCUUCAAGGAGCUCGUCAAUCUCACCGAAUUGGACCUGAGUCAUAACCAGCUCACGUCGCAACAGCUGCAGCCGCACGUCUUCGAGGGGAGAUUUUCCUCGGAAGCGUACGAGCCCCUGAACCUGCAAGUCUUAGACCUGAGCGGCAACGUGCUCCACUGGUUACAUCAAAGCAUUUUCGAGCACCUCGCCGACCUUAAGGUGCUGAAGUUAGCCAAGAAUCCCUUCGGCGCGUUCGACUAUCGUACUUCUAUAGCAAUUAGCAGCUUGUCGUGCUUGGAGGACUUGGACCUGAGCUACUGCCAGCUGAGAGAAUUGCCGAAUCUUCAGUUCUACCAUGCCAAAUACUUGAGGAGGCUGAACCUGAACGGCAAUCGACUCGCAGCCGUGCCCAGACCCUUGGAGGAUGCCAGGAACUUGGAGUACCUCAGCUUGGACGCCAAUCCGAUUCGCAUUAUCAAUAUGGUGAACGCUUUUCCCAAACUGACCAAGCUGAAGGAGCUCAGUCUACGCGACAUGCCCAAUCUGACGGAGAUCGGAUUCGGCGGGUUGCGGGAACUGACCGGCCUGGAGAGCCUCUACCUGCAGAACUGCAAGAAAUUACGAAGGAUCGACGAGUACGCGAUGGCGUCCCAGACCUCCGAGGGCACGGUGUGGCCGCCAUUGAAAAGGCUGAGCGUGGCAUCCAACGCUCUCCAGUAUCUGCCGAUGCUGCUGGUCGGCAGGUGGGACAAGCUCGAGGAAUUACGCCUGACGGACAACCCGUGGAGCUGCGAUUGCCUUAAUCAAUAUCUGAUCGGAACCGUGUUGCCGGAGGACGGCGAGAGGUUGAUGGGAAACGAGACCGACGAGCUCACCUGUUCCGCACCGCCGGAGCACGAGGGCAAGAAGCUCGUGUCCUUGGCCGACCGACACCUACGCUGCUUGGAUCUGUGGGGCGCGAGACCGGAAAAGGACGCCGCGAUACUCGUGGGAGUGCUGAUCGGCCUGCUCGUCGCGAUCCCGAUCGGCAUGGCGUUCUUCGUCCUCUGGCGACGCGGCUUCUUCUUCUGCGGCUUGCAGGGUCCUGCCACCUUCUCCCGUGCCUUCUAUAAACGCGCGUCCAACGACGAUGACAUUUAAUUAUACUUAUUUUUUAAACGCAGUCGCACCUCUUUGCCAAUUGCUCUUGCUUUUUUUUAACGUUAAGCAAACAUCGAGAAACAACGAGGUACAAAAGGAUAGUAUUUAGAUCGCAGCAGGAUUCGCAAUAGCGGAUGAUCACAUCGAAUAUAUCUAGUCUAAGCUUUUUCAAAUACGCGUGGCGUAAUCUUUUGUACAUUUUGUUAAGAUAUCGUAAAGCGCCGGUAUCGUCGCGCGAGCGAGUUCGGUGUACAUUAUUCCCGUUGGAACAAGCGCGCCCGUGCGAGACGCAUCCCGCGUUUCUCAGGCUGCUCGACUGUAUCGCAUGACGUUCCGCAAUAAAACACAAAACUUGAAAAUUAA